This is a messenger RNA of Leptosia nina, 1062 nucleotides long. The record is from the annotation of a GenBank genome assembly. Lineage: Eukaryota; Metazoa; Arthropoda; Insecta; Lepidoptera; Pieridae.
AUGCUUUUUAAUUUUGCUUAUUUGAGUGUGCUGUUGUUUCUAUCAACAGUAUUGUUGGUGACAGCCGGUCGGGAUUUCUAUCAGAUACUUGGUGUAACUCGUUCGGCAACUACAAACGAUAUCAAAAAAGCUUAUAGAAAAUUAGCUAAAGCCUUACAUCCAGAUAAAAAUCAAGAUGAUCCCGAUGCUUCACAAAAAUUUCAAGAUCUCGGAGCCGCUUACGAGGCCCUAUCAGACCCUGAGAAGAGGGAACUUUACGAUAGAUGCGGAGAGGAUUGCCUUAAAAAAGAUGGAAUGAUGAAUAAUAACGACCCCUUCGCGUCUUUCUUUGGGGAUUUUGGAUUUCACUUUGGUGGUGAGUCUCAACAUCAUGAAACACCAAGAGGGGCGGACGUUAUCAUGGAAUUAAGUGUUACCUUAGAAGAACUAUACAAUGGAAACUUCAUUGAGAUUACUCGUAAUAAACCUGUAAUAAAACCUGCCUCUGGAACUCGCAAAUGUAAUUGUAGACAGGAGAUGGUUACCAGGAAUUUAGGACCUGGUCGUUUCCAAAUGAUGCAACAAACUGUGUGUGAUGAAUGUCCUAAUAUUAAGUUAGUCAACGAAGAAAGAGUUUUAGAAAUUGAGGUAGAAGUAGGAGCUCCCGAUAAUCACAAAACCAGACUGAGAGGAGAAGGCGAACCCCACAUGGAUGGAGAGCCAGGAGACCUUGUUAUAGUUUUCCAUACAGAAAGACAUCAACAUUUUACUAGACGUGGUGAUGAUCUAUACACAAAUGUCACUAUAUCAUUACAGGAUGCUCUGACUGGUUUCACAUUGGAGUUAAAACACCUUGAUGGUCAUAAAGUGACAGUGUCAAGGGACAAAGUCACAUGGGCUGGAGCAAGAGUUCGGAAGAAGGGUGAAGGCAUGCCAAACUUUGAAAAUAAUAAUUUACAUGGAAACCUAUAUGUUACCUUUGACAUUGAAUUUCCAAAACAAGAUUUCACUGAUGAAGAGAAAGAAGCUUUGCGAAAAAUACUUAAACAGACACCAAAUAACAAAGUAUAUAAUGGACUCUAG